Molecule: messenger RNA, 690 nt
Organism: Solanum tuberosum (potato)
Lineage: Eukaryota; Viridiplantae; Streptophyta; Magnoliopsida; Solanales; Solanaceae
Exons: 4
Coding region: 1-690 (229 amino acids)
Source: RefSeq, a predicted model, not a curated record
AUGGGACUCAUCAGGUCACAUCUUGCCGCAUACGGAAUAGUUGAUUCAGAAAAUGAUGAUUCAUGGUUAUGGUUCUUUGAGAAUUUUAAAAAUGCAUUCGGUGAAAGGGAAGAUAUGUGCUUUGUUUCUGAUAGAAAUAAGAGAAUUUGGAAUGCUACUGCAGCUGUUUAUCCCGAAUUCAGACAUUACGCAUGCAUAUACCAUCUAUGGACCAAUUUACUAAAGAAAACAUACAGAGAUACAGAAGAGGUUAGAACAUUAUUCUUCAGUUUAGCAAAAGCUUACACUGUUCAAGAGUUUGAUGAAUUGAUGAAAAUGAUGGAUCAAAUUAAUCCAAAAUACCGUGCUUAUCUACAAAAAGCAAAUUAUGAGAAAUGGUCACGCGCACAUUCACUAGUAAAAAGGACUUGGACACUAACAAGUAACAUUGCAGAGUCACUAAAUAAUGCUAUUCUUGUUGGAAGAAGGUUACCAGUGGUACCAUUGUUGGAAUUUGUUAGAAAAACAAUUGAAGCUUGGAAUGAGAAACACAACGAAGAAGGUAGAAAUACUACAACAACCUUGGCUAGUAAAUUCAAUGAAAUGUUGGAGGACAAUAGAAAUUUGUCUCAUCGUAUGCUUGUACGCGCAUCAACAAUACACCUUCAUACCAUUACAGAUGGUGCAAAGAGGUUUACGUUGUACAAUUGA